AUGAUUGAUCCUGUGUAUAGUACUUCUUAUUACAUUGAUGUACUUGUGAAAUAUAAAGCGCAAAAAAGAAAACUGAUAAAUAAUGAAACAAAUGAGCAAUUAGUUAAAUGUCAAAUGACACGUGGAAAAACAUGUGCACAUUAUACAUAUGAUCGGAUACAGACCAUCAGCAUCAUCACAUCAUCAUCAUCAUCAUCAUCAUCAUCAUCAUCAUCAUCAUCAUCAUCAUCAUCAUCAGCAUCAUCAUCAUCAUCAUCAUCAUCAUCAUCAUCAUCAUCAUCAUCAUCAUCAUCAUCAUCAUCAUCAUCAUCAUCAUCAUCAUCAUCAUCAUCAUCAUCAUCAUCAUCAUCAUCAUAA
Molecule: messenger RNA, 357 nt
Organism: Schistosoma curassoni
Lineage: Eukaryota; Metazoa; Platyhelminthes; Trematoda; Strigeidida; Schistosomatidae
Source: the annotation of a GenBank genome assembly